UGUAAACAUGGCGUCCGUAACAACAGCCACCUCAGAGUGGAUUCAGUUUUUUAAGGAUGCGGGUAUCCCAGCUGGCCUUGCUGUUACAUAUGCAGUGUCCUUCGUAGACAACAGAAUUCAGAAAAAUAUGCUGAUGGACCUCAGUAAGGACAUUAUGAUGGACCUUGGCAUAACAGUGAUUGGUGAUAUCAUUGCUAUUCUUAAGCAUGCCAAACAGGUCUACAGGCAGGACAUGUGCAAAAUGGCCACAGAAGCCAUCUCCUCAGGACAGACCAGUGUUCAGGCUGAGCUCAGAAGAACAGCCAAUACUCCUGCCACUCGUAUGAUUGCCAACGCUUUGAGUCAUGACUCCCCACCAGCCACUCCAGCUCGACGAUCUGACAACCGCCUCUCCGUCACAGUGUCCAACGUGCAAGGAAACAAGAACAGCAAAGCAGUUAUAAGUCAGCCAGCAGAUGAGGGGAACGGUUUGCCAGCAGUGAAGCGUCGGCGUGUGACAGCUGAGAUGGAAGGCAAGUACAUCAUCAACAUGCCCAAAGGUACCACGCCACGUACACGCCGCAUCCUGGCCCAGCAGGCGAAAAAAGGUCUGAACCGUACCUCUGUGUUUGCGAGACUCGGGGCUGAAUCAAAGGCAGACACAACCACAAGCAAUAACAAGCCUACUGGUGUGUUCAGUCGUUUGGAUACAGGACUUGAAGAGGAGGACCGGCCGAGACCAGGAAAGAAUUCUGGAAAUAACAUGGAUAUAGAUGACGAGGAUGACAGUGAUGGCGAAGGGUCCGUUCUCCAGUACGCUGGUGUACUCAAGAAACCCGCUUUCUCCCAGAAGAAAGAACCAGCCCCAAAACCAACUACACUCCGGCGGCUUGGAGGGAAAUUCAAACUACCUCCCUCUGACACUCCCACACCCUCCUCCUCUUCUCCUAACGGCCUCCCGCCUGCAAAACUUAGUGUGCUUCAGAGACUGGGCACACACCCGAGCACGGCCGGUUCCCCUCCGCCCUCCGAUACACAGGACAAUAGAGUGACCAGCACCAGACCCAGAGCUCAGGACAGACUGAGCGUAGCGAGCUCCAAAGUGAGCAGCAGCACCGGGGCAGGGGGGGGAGGGGGAGGGGACUGUCUGGGGGCGCAGAUGGACAUUAAAGCUGUCAGUGUCUUCAAGAGACUGGGCAGCAAGAGAACCUAACACAUGGAUUCCUCAUAAUUAUUCAGACUCUUUCUAUACGUUCUUUAUAAAAUUUGUACCACCAGGAUUCAAUUAACUGGAUUUUUUUAUCGGACUGACUCUAUGAGCAGUAUUCAUUAUACAUUGUGGCUUUUUGCUCUUAGCUAAUUUUAUUUUAUUUUUUUUUAAGUCACUUUAGAUCAUGCUGCCAUUGGACAAAAACUCACCUCUGUUCAGUGUCCAGGCUUGUAAAAAGAGGAUUCUGUCAGAGUUCAGUGUAUUUUGUUGCUCAUUUAGAAAUGUAUUUAUCUUAGUCAUAUCUGCCAUUUAUCAUUUUUUAGAAAUAUAUAUAUUUAAUAGUAUCACUUCACAUAAGGCAUGAGCAUGACGCCAACCAGACUGCCUAACGGUGGUUUUGCCCCAGUCUCACAUACAGAAUAGGAACGCUGCUGCUUCAACUUCCCUUUUUUAGAUUCCUACCUAAAUGAAUACAGACUAGUUAAAAAUGUUGCCUGUCCUUUAAGAUGAAACUUGUGGUCACUGUGUUGAUAUUUGCCUGAAAGUUAAUUAUUACUUAAAAAAAAAAAGUGAAGAGAACUGUAUAGACUGUACUUUUUGACUGUACUUUUUUUUCAUUUUAUUCUUUCACAGUACAGGGGUCAGAUAUAGGACAAACUGUGGGGUGAUUUAUUUUUACCUUAACCACCUUAAACUUACCUCCUAUAAAAUGUAUGUGAACUGAAAACUGUUAAGUGAAAUGUUGGAAAGUGUCUGAUGGGUUCAGCUGGAGCUUGAGAGAAAAAAAGGAACUACAAAUGGUUACACUGAGUAACCUCGACAACACUUGAAUCAAGAGAAAGCACCACACCUCCUCGUCUUCUUCUGUGUAUGUGGAGAAGCUCACACCUCUGAAUGCCCAACUUUUUACCAUCAUACUGAACAUUUUCUAUAACAUCCUACUUGAAGGCUGAAUCCGUAAAUUAUUUUCACAUGCAAUGUAUAGAUUUGGUAGACUUUAUUUCACAGUGCAGAUGCUGUUCUGCUACAUAUUUUUCUAUGUGGACAUUCUUGUAUCGCGUUAAGAAACUACGUUGCCAUCGGGGCUGGUGUCAGUAGGUAGCAUCCGAUCACCCGACCCAACACAGGCCUUUAUGCGCCUGUGUGCUCCCUCUGUUUUCACACCAGAGCUUUGUUACACUGUAAAUAUUUUCAAAUAUUUAAAUUACAUGAAAUAAUUUUUAUUGUU
Molecule: messenger RNA, 2417 nt
Organism: Sphaeramia orbicularis (orbiculate cardinalfish)
Lineage: Eukaryota; Metazoa; Chordata; Actinopteri; Kurtiformes; Apogonidae
Gene: c13h19orf47
Product: chromosome 13 C19orf47 homolog
Exons: 8
Coding region: 8-1192 (394 amino acids)
Cellular component (GO): nucleus
Source: RefSeq, a predicted model, not a curated record